Paralichthys olivaceus (Japanese flounder) is the source of this 2847-nucleotide messenger RNA. NCBI's taxonomy places the organism in Eukaryota, Metazoa, Chordata, Actinopteri, Pleuronectiformes, Paralichthyidae. The record is from RefSeq and is a predicted model, not a curated record.
UCCCUCCAUUCACAGAGAAGCUGUGGGCUCAGACCUCUCUCCUCCCUGAGUGAGCUCCAUCUCUCUGUUUACUGCUGCUGUGUGACGGAAACUGCAGCUCGCAGCUGAUCCUCGUCUCUCACGUCUCUUUAUUUCUUUUAUUUCAGCUGAGACAAGUCGACCGCUGUGACUUUUCUGCGUCGCCACCAAACUUCUGUCGGACUUAAAGUGGUUUCCGGAGCGGCCGUCCUGAGGAGCAACGGGUCCUGGAAGACUGAGAGAGACGGAGAGCUGCUCACAGAGACUCUGCAGGAUUUAGAGGGUGGGGGCUGCUGUGGGUCGGGGUCAGACAGACACUCCGGGAGAGGCCGACAGGUAGAAAGGUAGACGGAGGCAGAUCAAAUUUAAAAAUUGCCUACCAUCAUCCUCCUCUUCUCCCCUGGACCACGAUGGGUUCAGACCUACGUGACCUGAACUCCCUGCUGCCCCCUCUCCCGGCGGGCCCCAGCCCCGGGUGCCCGGCCCUGCCCGUCAGCACGGCCCCUCAGUGGGCUCCCGUCCUGGACUUCCACACCGCCGCCUCCCCUUACUCCUCCCUGGCUGCCCCCCACACCCCCCUGGGGUCCCACUCCUUCAUUAAGCAGGAGCCCACCUGGGGAACCACGGUGGACCCCCACCACCACGAAGCCGACCCCCACUGUGGCCUCAGCGCCUUCACCGUCCACUUCUCGGGCCAGUUCACGGGCACGGGGGCCUGCAGGUACGGGGCAGCGUUCGGGGCGCCCCCUCCUCCGCCGACCUCCAGCCAACCGCCGCCUGUGACGGCUCCGCACCAUCACCAGCCCCCCAGCAGGAUGUUCAGCAACCCGCCAUACCUGACCAACUGCAUGGACACACAGCAGGCGGCCCGCAACCAGACAGGUUACAGCACAGUUGCGUUCGAUGGACCCGGGAAUUACGGCCACACUCCAACGCACCACAGCUCACAGUUCUCCAACCACACCUUCAAACACGAGGACGCUUUAACUCAGCAGAACACAAUGGAAUCCUGCGAAGUUUUCCCGCUGCUCCACACGUUGGUGGUUCAGGGCAGGAGAUUAGGACGGAGACACGCAGACAAUUUAUAUCAAAUGACCUCUCAGUUGGAGUGUGUGGCAUGGAACCCUGUCAAUACACUGGCCUCCACCAUGAAGAGCCACGCAGCAGGAUACGACAGUGACCCCAACACCCCGAUGGUGUACAGCUGCAGCACACAGUACCGCAUACACACACACGGAGUCUUCAGGGGAAUCCAGGACGUGAGGCGGGUGCCCAGCAUCGCUCCGGCCAUCGUGCGCUCCGAGACCAGCGAGAAGCGACCGUUCAUGUGCGCCUACCCAGGAUGCAACAAGCGCUACUUCAAGCUGUCACACUUGCAGAUGCACAGUCGUAAACACACAGGGGAGAAACCGUACCAGUGUGAGUUCACAGACUGCGGCCGGAGGUUUUCCCGCUCCGACCAGCUCAAACGACACCAGAGGAGACACACAGGAGUUAAACCCUUCCAAUGCGAGACGUGUCAGAGAAAGUUCUCUCGGUCUGACCACCUUAAGACACACACCCGGACUCAUACAGGCGAGAAGCCGUUUAACUGCCGGUGGCCAAACUGCCAGAAGAAGUUCGCCCGGAGCGACGAGCUGGUGCGACACCACAACAUGCACCAGAGGAACCUCACCAAGCUGCAGCUCGCCAUCUGAACCCCUGAGUCCAGGUCCACGUCCCCAGUUCUACACACGUGAACAUCUGGGUCACAUCUGCUUUUAUUUUCUGCCGACCUCCCUGUGCACCUGACAAACCAGCCUGCGUGAAAUCCAGCCGGGUCCUGAUGGUUGUUUAUCGUUUAGACUUUAAUAACUAGAAUCCACAUCCUGCGUUCAGAGGUCGUUUUAAAAAAACAGAAUAAAAUAGUUCUUGACUUCAGCUGCAAGUGUUUACACAUUUGAUAAACCUGCUGUUUCUUGAAGAUGUAAAUUAUACAAACAGGUUUUAUCUUCGCAGACUUCGUAGAAUCACUUCAAUCUUGGUUUUGGACUUUUCCUCAGAUCUGUUGGCAUCACCCGACCUGUCCGCUCAAUAAAUGUUUCCUCUGGAUUUUAAUUUUCAUUCCCUUGAGUCAGUCAGCACACGAGUUCCUCCAGGUUUUACUAACUGCACUGUGUCAGGUAGAUGUAAAUAUAAAAAUGUACUCACCCUCCGUCAGAUCUGCAUUUACUUUAUAAGGCCCUCUUGUCCCGCUCUUCUAAUCCGCUCCAGAAGGAACACUGGUAACUUUCCUCGUCAUGGUGCUAAAGAAUCCGCCGACUUUACUCUGAUGUAAUAUCUCGUUCAACCAUCAGCACGGAGGUCAAAGGUGACGGUCGGGCACGUUGGCUGCAGCUCAGCUUCUUCUCAGCCGCUGUAAAUAUCUCUUUACGUUGAACGAUGGCUUAUUUAUUAUCCGUUCAUGACAAAAAUAGCUUCCACUGGAUUGAUUCAAAAGGAGAAAGGUGUCAUUCAUUCAUUCAGCGUUAAACUAAAAAAGCUUGAAUUUGAAAAAAAAGAUCAAAUUGAUUAAUCCGACACCUCAUACAGUGUUUUGUCUCGUCAGCAUUAAAACACACUUUGCGAACACAGGCGCGUCUUCACGGUUGUAUAUUUUGUUUUUGCGUGUUGUGAAAAGUGGAUCUUUUUUCUCGCAGCGCCCUCGGAGGUCGACGGUAGAGUCUCUCGUCUCCGUCGUGUGUAAAUAUUAGCUGGACUCUUGACAGCGAGCUCUGACGCGUGUCUGCUGGGUCACACCGGCUCUGCGGCCGCGUCGUGGUGGUCGAGAUGUAAAUAAAAAAAAAAAAA